UGGAGACUGGAGACGGAGCAAGGGCACCCAAACCAUCCGCCUCAUUUACAGACAGAGAGCCUUUUACCCCCCUCGAGAUCACUCGUCGGCACGCUUUCUUCCACGCUCAUACACUCAGACACGGAAACUUGGUGUGAGAUACAGAGCUUGGAUUAUUUUAUCUUGAGGGAUUCGCUUGCUAAAAUAGGUUACGAGGCUCGGAGUGUGGACGUACAACCCCGAGGGUCUCUCUCUCUCUCUCGCUUUUUUUCCAGGCUUUCAAACUCGAGAGAUCCAGCCCUGGAUUCGCUCUCUGGCUCUUCGGACGAGGCUCUUUCUUGCCAGCAGACCACAUCAUCUGCAGACCAGUGGCAUAUUUAGACGAUAACGGAUAAAAAAAGCCAAGGCGAGCCUGCUGGAGAGCCCUUCUCUGUGCAGUCGGAUCAAGGAUUUUGUGGAUUAAUGCUCUUGAAGACACAGCAGCGAGCCUCGGUUUUCAUGGGAUAAUUGUGAAAGCGUUGCGGCUUAAUUAGGCCCCAGUUUGUGUAGUAUCCUCUACAGCUAACACGCAUACGUGUUGUAAUGUUUUAACAAUCUUUAUUUGAUGAAAGUCAGGCUGUAGAGCGUUUUUAAAGGGGUCAGUUCACAGCGCUAGGCUGCACAUCACUCUGUGAGUAAUUGUGCCACAUCCAGGCUACAUGCUGCUGUGUUGUAGCACAUUUCUCCUGCCGCUGUAGACGUAUAAAAGCUGCUAGAUUCAGCACCAGAGGCUAGUUUUAAAUGUCUGGGGCGAUGGUUGUUUUUCCUGAGAGGAAAAGCUGACUGCCCCGUGAACCUCGACAGUUUUUCGGCGCUCAGACCUGCAGGAGAAGGCGACAGAGACUGGCGUAUGCUACAGAUUUCCUCUGCUUUUCCAGCUCCCAGUUUUUCCACCGUCUUUUCUCAGGCUGCUUGUCAUUGCCUGGACUCGGCUCCCGGAAUCUUCAUGAUUUGCGGACACCAUGCUCGUUUUUUAGCCGGGGAAACCUCUUUUCGUCCCGCAUGUUUAGGACCAAACGAUCGGGGCUCGUCCGGCGACUCUGGAGGAGCCGUGCGCCCGUGGAGGGCGACGGGGAGGCGGAUAGAGGGACGCAUGGCUCCGGGGGCUGCUGCAUGGGCAAAACGACAAAGGUGGCCAAGUCCAACGCCGGGUCCGAGGCUGAAUUGAAGGCGUUGACCCACUCGAUACUGAAAAAGAUCAAAGAGAAACAAUUAGAGGUGCUUUUGCAGGCGGUGGAGUCUAAGGGGGGAGCCCGGAGCCCCUGCCUGCUCCUGCCCAGCAAAGUGGACGCCAAAGUGGGUCAACAGUCUUACUCUCUCCCCAUGCUGCUCUAUAAAGUGUUCAGGUGGCCGGACCUCAGGCAUUCCUCGGAGCUCAAGAGGCUGUCUUGCUGUGAAUCCUACGGGAAAGUUAACCCGGAGCUCGUCUGCUGCAACCCGCACCACAUGAGCAGACUGUGUGAACUCGAGUCCCCCCCUCCUCCAUAUUCCCGCUAUCCCAUGGACUAUCUUAAACCACCAGAUUCUCCAGACUCUGGACCGUCAUCCAGUGAAACUGGGGGAACGACAUACUCGGCCCCUGUGGGGCUUUCAGAUUCCUUGGCAUUGCAGGAGUCUGGUGAGCGGGCCCAUUGGUGCGUGGUGGCGUACUGGGAGGAGAAGACACGUGUCGGGCGCCUCUACUCGGUCCAGGAGUCCUCUCUGGACAUCUUCUACGAUCUACCUCAGGGGAACGGCUUCUGCCUGGGCCAGCUCUGCUCGGAAAACAAGUCCCAGCUGGUGCAGAUGGUGCGGGCCAAGAUCGGCUACGGCAUCCAGCUGACGCGUGAGCCGGACGGGGUGUGGGUCUACAACCGCAGCUGCUACCCCAUCUUCAUCAAGUCGGCCACACUGGACAACCCGGACUCGCGCACGCUGCUCGUGCACAAAGUGUUCCCCGGUUUCUCGAUAAAAGCGUUUGACUAUGACAAAGCCGGGAACUUGCAGAGACCUAACGACCACGAGUUCACGCAGCAGCCUCGUACGGGCUUCACGGUGCAGAUAAGCUUUGUGAAAGGCUGGGGACAGUGCUACACUAGACAGUUCAUCAGCAGCUGCCCAUGCUGGUUAGAAGUCAUCUUCAACACCCGAUAGCAGCAGCCUUCCUCUUCUUCACCCUGACCCCUCACACACGGACUACACCCACUUUCCUUUUUUUGUUCCAGAGGUUCAAACAAUUCUACAAGAAGAAGAAAGUAUAAAACUCUGAUGGACUUUGUUUAAUAAAUGACUAAGAUUUAAUUAAAUAAGAAGCGAAAAAUGUAUUUUAUGUUAUAUAUAAAUAUAUUAUUAAUUGUAAAUAUGAAGACGUUUUAUAUGCAUCAUUAUUUAUGUAUUGUGCAAUGUGUUGACGAGAAAAAGAAAAUAAGAUGCACUUUGCUUAAUAUAAAUGCAAAACAAAGA
Cheilinus undulatus (humphead wrasse) is the source of this 2460-nucleotide messenger RNA. It is a transcript of the gene smad7, whose product is annotated as SMAD family member 7. Gene Ontology annotation, molecular function: transcription regulator inhibitor activity; I-SMAD binding. The record is from RefSeq and is a predicted model, not a curated record. The coding region runs from base 1021 to 2151 and encodes 376 amino acids. Gene Ontology annotation, cellular component: heteromeric SMAD protein complex. Lineage: Eukaryota; Metazoa; Chordata; Actinopteri; Labriformes; Labridae. The transcript has 4 exons. Gene Ontology annotation, biological process: transforming growth factor beta receptor signaling pathway; anatomical structure morphogenesis; SMAD protein signal transduction.